AUGACAAGAUUCCAACAAAUGGAAAGCAAUGGUGAGCAGAUAAAAACGUUUGUUUUUGGCAAUAAAGCUAAGCAAAGCACGACAGAACCCAGUGAAAAAUUGGAAAUAUUCAUACCCGAGCUUCUACUUCCCGGCUACUCGUUUUACACUUGGCCGUCUGCGCAAAUCCUUGCCUGGUUUUUGUGGCAAAGGCGGAUAUCUCUUCGGAACAAACGUAUACUGGAGCUUGGGGCUGGUACCUCACUACCAGGAAUAGUUGCAGCGAAGUGUGGCGCUGACGUAACACUGAGUGACUGUAGUACUCUGCCAAAAACUCUUCAGCAUAUCCAGCGCUGCUGUCGGCUGAAUAAUCUCAACCCCGGCAAGGACAUUCAGGUUAUUGGUUUAACUUGGGGACUCUUUUUAGACCAGGUCUUUCAGCUGGGACCGAUUGAUUUUAUAAUUGGUUCGGACGUGUUCUAUGAUCCUUCAGUAUUCGAAGAUAUCCUAGUAACCGUAUCCUUCUUACUGGAGGUUAACACAGCCGCCAAAUUCCUGUUCACUUACCAAGAGCGAAGUGCCGAUUGGUGCAUAGAAACCUUGCUUAAAAAGUGGAAUCUGGUCUGCAACGUUGUUAGUUUGGAUAAUCUAACAGGAGAGUUGGAAAUCGAUCCGCAAGAGUUUAUGGGAAACCAUACUAUUCACCUGUUAGAAAUUACUCGGCCGUCUUAGAAACUAACUUUUAUUAACGUAAAUUUAGGAUCAAAAUAUAUUUUAAUCAGCAUGUCUUCUACCGGGGCAAACGCAAUAGCCCGCGGCGUACAAAAGCUUUUCGUCAGUAAUAUACC
This is a messenger RNA of Sabethes cyaneus, 827 nucleotides long. RefSeq names its product histone-arginine methyltransferase METTL23. The record is from RefSeq and is a predicted model, not a curated record. Gene Ontology annotation, cellular component: nucleus; cytoplasm. NCBI's taxonomy places the organism in Eukaryota, Metazoa, Arthropoda, Insecta, Diptera, Culicidae. Bases 1 to 711 code for a protein of 236 amino acids. The transcript is spliced from 2 exons.